Molecule: messenger RNA, 2109 nt
Organism: Sinocyclocheilus anshuiensis
Lineage: Eukaryota; Metazoa; Chordata; Actinopteri; Cypriniformes; Cyprinidae
Product: tubulin-folding cofactor B-like
Exons: 7
Coding region: 229-969 (246 amino acids)
Biological process (GO): cytoplasmic microtubule organization; post-chaperonin tubulin folding pathway; tubulin complex assembly
Cellular component (GO): cell cortex; nucleus; microtubule plus-end
Molecular function (GO): alpha-tubulin binding; microtubule plus-end binding
Source: RefSeq, a predicted model, not a curated record
UCUUCCAGAAUCUAGUGGUGCGGUCUGUGACGGAAGAUCUUUUCAGAAGAGCUUAAACAAGAAAAUAUACGUUUUUUGGGGGUUUGAAUUCUGAAUGCAGCCCUUAUAAUUAUCGGAUCGCGUGGAACUGAUGAGAUCUGAACGUGCAAACUUCUGACUGAAGCAGUGAAUAAAGUGAAGCGCUUGUCACCUCAACCACAGCAGCAGCAUCACAGUUUGUUACGGAACAUGGACGGGAGUGUGACAGUCAUCACCAACCCCACCGUGUCCGUGCGGGUGACCAGCACCGUCAGCUCCUUCGAGGUGAACCGGAGAUUCAACCGAGGCAUAACGAUCGCAGAGUUUAAGAGUAAAUUGGAGCUGAUUGUGGGCACCCCAGCUGCCUAUAUGGACCUUGAGCUAUUCAGCACUUCAGACAAGUUCUUACAGAAGCUAGACAACAAUGAAGCGCUGCUCGGCUCCUAUCCUGUGGAUGAUGAAUGCAGAAUACAUGUGACGGACCGCAGUGGUACGCAGAGCGCGGAGUUCACUGAUUUGUCAAAGGUGGAGAAAUUCGAGAUCUCUGAUGAAGCCUAUGAAAAAAGGACAGAUUCGAUACGGAACUUCAAGAAGAAUUUCAAGUUAGGUCGAUUUAAUGAGGAAAACAGGGCCAAGGAAGAAGAGGCUCUUGCUAAGAAAGAAGAGGAAGGGAAGGUGGCCGCCGGAUCCAUUGCUGUUGGGAACCGCUGCAAAGUUGAAGUUGUUGGGCAACCUACCAAGAUUGGCACGGUUAUGUUUGUGGGUACAGCAGAUUUCAAACCAGGCUACUGGGUUGGUGUGAAAUAUGAUGAGCCGCUUGGGAAGAAUGAUGGCAGUGUGAAUGGGAAACGUUACUUUGAGUGUGAGCCAAAAUACGGCACCUUCGUGAAGCCCCUCUCAGUAAUUGUGGGAGACUUCCCUGAAGAGGACUAUGGUUUGGAUGAGAUGUAAGACAGUCCGAAGCAUCAGAAGAAAGAUCUUCUUUCUUCCAGAAGUUUGGCUCCAUGCAGUGAGACAUUGCUGCGGUAGAAGUUUUUUUGUUGUCAGUGCAGAUCAUUUUGUUUUAUGCUGGUCUGGAAGAGAUCAGCGAAAAUUGUACCUUAAUUUCCUGCAGUCAAAGUUAAGGAAUGAUCUUAAACAACAUCUGUGCCCUGGUGACUAGAAGUAACUAGUAAGGUAAAUGUGAGAACACCAGCCGAGGUCAGAGUAAAGAAAAGCAUUCGCUUGCAUGUUGAUUGUUCAUUAAUGAAUUCCAAAGUUCUGCAGCUAAUUUGAGCCCAGACCGAAUAAUUUUACUUUAAACAAAACCAACCAACCACAACAGAAAAUGUAUUUCACGUUUUUGCAAUAGUGUACACACUGUAUUGUAUAAAUGUAUUAUUUGUACUAAUGAAUUCCUCCUUUUCUGCAGCCUAUUACAUUCUUAUGCAUCAAUAUGACCGUGUUUAGGGUCUCAGUCCCUCAUUCCCUUUGGCACUUUAGCGAUUAGCUCACUAAUGAGACAUGUAAUGUAGAAUUCCGUGGCCUCAGCUUUCCAUGGUUCUGUAUUUUCAGUGUAAAUUACAAAAAUGUGAAGAAGUCUUGCUUUUUUUGUGAAAAUUGGCUGUAACACUGAUGUAGCCUAGUACAGCCCAAAAACCUUGAUCGCUCACAAGUAAUAAUAAACAUUUGGUUUUGGUGCACAGCAACUGAUAUGAUUCACAUGAAUGCCAUAAUUAUAUUAUAGUAGCUUUAACAAAACAAUGUAGUGUAAAAGUAGAAAUGUUGGACACUUGACUAGGGCCAGGCACAAACACUGAUGUUGGAGAUAGACAUGCAUCUCUUUCUCCCUUUACUCCAUGCUUACAUUAAGAGGCCAUAAAUUUGAAAAGACAGUGAUGUAUUUUUGUUUUUGACACUUUGUGAUGCUUUUAAAAACUUAAAGCCUCAGUCACCAUUUGCAAAGAAAGUACAACUGAAUUUAUCAUUUAUCAAAUACAUGUGGCCAUGGGAUGUCUGGCUCAGUUGAACGUGCCUGAGGGGAUUUAGGAAAUGUAUUGCGAUUUUCCCCUCCAGACUGUGAUGCUUUGCAAAAAUAAAAAGAGUUUCAAA